Messenger RNA from Prunus persica (peach), 2022 nucleotides. Its product is annotated as protein cereblon. Bases 199 to 1827 code for a protein of 542 amino acids. The record is from RefSeq and is a predicted model, not a curated record. Gene Ontology annotation, cellular component: Cul4A-RING E3 ubiquitin ligase complex. Gene Ontology annotation, biological process: protein ubiquitination. Lineage: Eukaryota; Viridiplantae; Streptophyta; Magnoliopsida; Rosales; Rosaceae. The transcript has 10 exons.
CAGAUCCGCGCCGGCAUGACAAAGACACUAGACACCUGGUCAGUGAAGAAGCUAAACUAGAAUUCGUAAGAGCGGGAGAAAAGGAAAAUUGGUGGCGGAAGUGUUCACGGUGGCGGGUAAGCAACCACCUGAAAUUUCUCUGUUUCUUCCAAACCAAACCCAAAGGAAACAAAGCCAAUUCGCACAGUGAAGAUAGAAAUGGAAGAUGAUCGCAUUCUAGCGAGAGAGAGGCAACAGAUGGAGGAGAUACGAGAGCUCGAUCUCGAGGAACUGCAGGUCGAAGAGGUCGAUGACCUCCACGACUCAUCUGGCGAUGAACGUGACCUCACUGGUCGUGGCUCGUCUGAUGAAUAUACCUUCAACAACUGUUUGGCUUCAUUGCAUACAUAUCUUGGUGAGGUUGAAGACACUCAUCAUAGGGUGGCAUUUCUAGAUGGGGGGGCCAUCUUGAACCUCCCUAUUUUCUAUCUUGAAGGAGUUGUCCUGUUCCCAGAGGCGACCCUUCCCCUAAGAGUAAUUCAACCCAAUUUUGUAGUUGCUGUUGAGAGAGCGCUAACCCAAGUUGAUGCUCCUUAUACUAUUGGUGUGAUUCGGGUUUACAGAGAUCCUGAUAAUGGAAGAAUAAGGUUUUCCAAUAUUGGGACAACUGCAGAGAUUCGGCAAUAUCGACGAUUAGAGGAUGGCUCACUGAAUGUGGUAACUCGUGGCCAACAGAGAUUUCAUCUAAGACGCCGUUGGAUUGAUGUGGAAGGAGCGCCAUGUGGGGAAGUCCAAAUCAUCCAGGAAGAUAUACCAUUGAGGGCCCCACGGGAUGCAUUUGGAGCUGUUGCACCAUUUAGUAAACCUGGAGGCCAUCAUUUCUCGCGUAUACUGCCUUCAAACAAUUCUCAUGCAAAGUCAAAUGAAUCUAUGGACGUGGACAAUGAUUCUGAGGCAAAUUCAGAUGAAAGCUUUGAGAGUGCACUUUCAUUGACUGAAAGGGAAAUUCACCAAUCUGUGGUUGAUUCCUAUUAUGGAUCUGAUACAAUGGAUGAAUCAACAACAACUACAAGCAGUGAUGAUGAGAAGUCACAAUCCCAACUUCAAGGAUCACAAUCAAAAGACUCUGAAUCCACGGAUUCAUUACAUUCAUGCCCUGAGAAUAAUAAUGUUGAUUUGGGGAGCAGUUCCAAGUCGGACAUGCAAUCCUGCAAACAGAAAGAGCCAGAUAGAUGUUGGAGAAAUACGGACUUAAAACAGUUUCGUAGAGCUCCAAGAGCAUUCUGGCCUCAUUGGGUAUAUCGCAUGUACGACUCCUAUUGUCUUGCUGAAAGAGCUGCAGAUAUGUGGAAACAGAUAGUGGGGGCACCAAGCAUGGAUAGUCUUGUGAAGAAACCCGAUCUUUUGUCAUUUUAUAUUGCUAGUAAAAUUCCUGUGUCUGAAUCUACAAGGCAGGAGCUUUUGGAGAUUGACGGCAUUUCAUAUAGGCUGCGUCGAGAAAUUGAGCUGCUUCAGGGUGUUGAUCUUAUCCAGUGUAAAACUUGUCAGACUGUCAUUGCAAAACGGAGUGAUAUGCUGGUAAUGUCAAGUGAAGGUCCUCUUGGUGCCUAUGUGAACUCAAAUGGUUUUGUACAUGAGAUAAUGACUUUCUACAAAGCAAAUGGCUUGGCACUUAUAGGGCUAGCCGUGAGUGAAUACAGCUGGUUUCCUGGGUAUGCAUGGACAAUAACAAACUGUGCCACCUGUGAAACCCAUAUGGGUUGGCUCUUUACAGCCACAAACAAGAACUUGAAGCCAAGAUUGUUUUGGGGGGUUCGGAGUUCCCAAGUUUCUGAUGGCCUGCACUAAUAAUAAUAUCUCAAAUUUGUAGUUCCUGCCCAGAAUUUUCCUGUAGCCCUGUAAUGAGUUUGAUUUGUAUAUAGCUACUUGUGCCUAUCUGCAAUUUUAUACAAUUCUUGUCAAUCUACAUUGAAGAUGAACCGUAUAUGGUAUACCUACGAGUAACCAAUAAUUCAAGUAUUCAAAUAUCGCAAAUGUAGUUCU